CCAUGCGGCGGCCACGUGCCCAUCUCGCAAAAAGCUGGAUAUGGAUAUCGAUUGCAUGAAAAUGCACCCCCAACGCAACGCCACAUGCACAACAAUUAUUUGAAAAGUGUUGUGUCAUUUCAUCGAAUGAUCACAGCUCGCCCGACAAUUAUUUCAAUGUCACACUGUUGUUCAGAGGUAAUUGGGACACUCUCAUCUUGGAAAUUCUUUCUGCUGGAAUAUGUUCACCUCUGGUUCGUUGGUGCUUCUCCAGAUGUAAACUGAUCAGGUUAGAAAGAUCUCGCCGCUAACUGGCCUGAUCAGGAAUGAGACUGGGACAAGUCUAUCAGGUAGGCCGGCUUUGCCGCCAUGCCUGGGUGCGCUCACUCUCCACGUCGCCAUGCCGCAGCCAGAUGGACAACACCAGGGAGUUCCCCAAGGACUUCCCGCCGCAGUUCGACGCCAAGCUGAUAGAGCGGUGGUACUCGAAGUGGGAGGCGGACGGCGCAUUCAAAGGCGGCGGCCCACGCAGGGGCGGCAAGAAGUACAACAUGCUACUGCCUCCGCCCAACGUCACUGGCAAGUUGCACAUCGGACACGCUCUGACUGUUGCGCAGGAGGACGCCCUGUGUCGAUGGCACCGGCUGUGUGGCGAUGACGUACAGUAUGUUCCUGGCACCGAUCACGCAGGCAUAGCCACACAGUCGCUGGUUGAGCGCCUGCUGAAAGAUAAGGGCAUGGACGUUGCCGGCAUGAGCCGCGAGGAGCGUCUCAAGCACGUUAUGAAGUGGAAGGAGGAACACGGCGAUCACAUUGUCAACCAGUUGAGAAAGCUGGGUGUCAGCGUAGACUGGAGUCAGGAGUACUUCACGCUUGACGAGCCACGCGCUGAGUCUGUCAAGCACGCCUUUAUCCAGCUUUUCAACAGGGGGCUCAUUUAUCGGCGAGUCCGUUUUGCCAACUGGUGCUGCUCUUUGAAGACGGUCAUCUCCGAUAUCGAGGUUGAGGAAGAACACUACGAUGAGCCGACGAGGAUUAGCGUGGCGGGCUACGACGGCCAAGUUGAGGUUGGUCUUAUGCAUCACGUUGCCUACCCACUGGAGGAUGGCGGUGAGGUGGUGGUUGCCACUACCAGACCGGAGACCAUACCGGCCGAUGCAGCACUGGCCGUUCAUCCCGAUGACCUGAGAUACACGCAUCUUCAUGGGAAACGUGCCAUGAAUCCGGUCACCAAGAAGCACAUCCCCAUUAUCUGCGAUGAGCAGCUUGUCGAUAUGGAGAAAGGCACUGGUAUUGUGAAGGUGACACCAUGCCAUGACCAACGCGACUAUGAGUGUGGCUUGCGACAUGACUUGCCACAGGAGAUGCUGUUCGAUGAAGAUGGUUGCAUAGCCCUGUCUGACGGUGAGCGUGUUCAUCGCUUCGCCGCACGCAGGCUGAUACUGGAGAGCCUGCGACAGACCGGUCUCUACCGGCAUGCCGUCAAGCACCCAAUGCUCGUCCAACGAUGCUCUCGUUCUGGUGAUAUCAUUGAGCCGAUCCUCUAUCCACAAUGGUUUCUGCGUAUGGGUGACCUGUGUAAGCAUGCUGUUAAGGCUGUGGACAGUGGCGAGCUGAAAAUCACGCCGACUAGCGAGAAUGACGUCUGGAAGAGGUGGCUAUCCAAGGAGCAGGACUGGUGCUUGUCUCGUCAGCUCUACUGGGGUCAUCGGAUCCCAGCCUGGAGAGUGGUGGACGGGCUGCCUAAUCAGAAAAACAAUGUAGAGGAACAGAGCAUUGAUGAUGAGGUAUGGGUCGCCAGUGACAGCGAAGCGGAGGCCAAACAGAUGGCCAUUGCAUCGCAUGGUUGUGAUCCGGAGAAGGUGUCGGUUGUUCAAGAGACUGAUGUACUGGACACGUGGUUCUCAUCAGCAUUGCUCCCGUUAUCGACCGCCGGUUGGCCGUCAUCAGAGAUUACCGACUUCUACCCGCUUUCUGUGAUGGAGACUGGCAAUGAUAUCCUGUUCUUCUGGGUGGCACGCAUGUACAUGCUAUGCACAACACUGCAUCCGCAAGGCCAGUCACCAUUCUCACACAUUCUCCUUCACCCGCUCGUCAAGGAUGCAUCGGGUGCAAAAAUGUCCAAGAGUAAAGGCAAUGUAGUGGAUCCACUGGACAUAAUGAACGGUGCCAGUUAUGAGAAGCUGCUGGGCAGCAGAGCUGGCUCCACGCGACAAGAGGAUAAGCUGAAGGCAUUGCAUCCCGAUGCGUUUCCGGCGUGUGGUGCUGACUCGCUGCGCUUCUACCUCAACAAGAGCACGUCGGUAGUGGUGUCUAAUGUCCUGGGAGACAUCAACUUUGACCUCUAUGAAGUUAUUCUGGCACGGAACUUUGCCAAAAAGAUGUGGAAUGGUGUUCGCUUUGCCUACAUGAUCUGGCCACCAGGAUUUGAAGCCUCGCCACUGCGAUCUGAUGGCAAAGAACUUGGUUUGUUGGAUCGCUGGGUGAUGCACACCACUGCCAAGUUCGUAGCUGACUAUGACCAGGCCAUGCAAAGCCAUAACCUUGCGGUUGCCGCCAAUUUGGUACAGGAGUAUGUGCGAGAUCGUCUCUGCACGCAGUACUUUGAGUUUGUCAAGGUGCAGGCCGAUGUCAAUGAGAGUCUGGAUAUUCUCUACCAUACGCUGAGCAUUGGCCUGCAGGCCGCUCAUCCACUCAUGCCGUUCGUCACCGAGGAUCUGUGGCAGCGACUGCCGCAUCCCAAGGGCACGUCGAAAAGCAUUCUUAAUUCUACGCUACCGCGGCCGUCUGAGCUUUCCAUGUGGCUGUCGCCCGACUUGGACGAGAAGAGGGCCACUUUCCAGGGCAUUGCCAACUUUGGCAAGAAGACGAUGAGUGAGUUCAAGCCCAAAUCGUUGAUACUCUGCACUACACAACGAGAAUUUCUCAAGAUUUGCGAGGAAAACCAGGAGAUGCUGCGAAAGUACUUCUUCGUGCCGGAGUUUGUUGUCAAAGGAGAAAUGCCGUCAGACACAUCCAACAUGGUCUCUGCUCCUGUCAACAGCUUCAGCACUUUCUUUGCGUAUUGUGAAGAUGUUCAGGCGGCUGGUGUUUAUGAAAGCUACGCUAACAAACUGAAGAGCCUUACAAAGCUUGCGGAGAAGCUAAAGAAAACCCUCGCCAACCCGGGGUACGCUAAACAAGUGCCAGAAGAAAAGCAGCAGAGUGACAGGAGACGCCUUGAGGAGACUCAGCUACACAUGGUGUCCAUCGAGCACUCCCUGACGCUGCUACCAAAGAUACAGAAGAAGAAAUGAAAGCUGUGCCACUGCUGCUAGAAUUUCCAUCAGGGACUAGUACCCCCCCCCCCCCCCCCCCCGGUUUCUACCAGGGCCAGGGAUGAGCACGCCUUGGUUUCUACCAGGGUCCAGGGAGUCGUACCCAAAAUGGUUUGGGUACAACUCCCUGGUUUCUACCAAGUGCAGAUGGCUACCGCAGCUAUGAUGCUAGCUUGAUUGCUGUCACUCCAUAGUAUCACGUGUGCCGGAUGUUAAAAAUAAAAGCACCUGCCACCCCUCACAAAGCAACAGCCAGCUCACAACGGCUCCUUCCAGUAUAUAAUAAUAUAAUAUACUGAUAGAAAGAGGCAACUCUCUAGGCAUUUCGAAAUCAUCAAUAUUAUAGCUAUGUACCAUGCAAAUCAACUCCAUGAUACUUUGAUCUUAGAUU
Messenger RNA from Sycon ciliatum, 3687 nucleotides. RefSeq lists its product as uncharacterized. Gene Ontology annotation, molecular function: valine-tRNA ligase activity; ATP binding; aminoacyl-tRNA deacylase activity. Gene Ontology annotation, cellular component: cytosol. The record is from RefSeq and is a predicted model, not a curated record. NCBI's taxonomy places the organism in Eukaryota, Metazoa, Porifera, Calcarea, Leucosolenida, Sycettidae. Gene Ontology annotation, biological process: valyl-tRNA aminoacylation. The transcript has 29 exons. The coding region runs from base 306 to 3275 and encodes 989 amino acids.